Messenger RNA from Dalotia coriaria, 2260 nucleotides. RefSeq names its product Ring finger protein 11 (gene Rnf11). The record is from RefSeq and is a predicted model, not a curated record. The transcript has 2 exons. Gene Ontology annotation, biological process: ubiquitin-dependent protein catabolic process. Bases 342 to 788 code for a protein of 148 amino acids. Gene Ontology annotation, molecular function: ubiquitin protein ligase activity. Gene Ontology annotation, cellular component: ubiquitin ligase complex. NCBI's taxonomy places the organism in Eukaryota, Metazoa, Arthropoda, Insecta, Coleoptera, Staphylinidae.
UGCGCUCUGCCGUAGCCGCAGGCAGACGACGAACGUCUGGUGUACUUGACCAAUCACAAUAGCAACGAGACGGAACGGCUGGUCUGCCAUUGUUGAUCUGCGUCGCUUCGAGCUUGUUAUUUUGUUUCUUCGACGGCGAUCGCCAGCCGGAAGCCCACAGUGGAGGUGGCUCGCCAACAGGAACAGCGCGCGGUCGCCAGCAGGUACCGCCAACCUACAUGAGUGCCGCUACGCCGCCACCGCCGCCGCAGUCGCCGCCGUCGCGUUGUUUUCGUGGUGAGUGGUGCGAACGCAAUGCACUAAGCGCGUGACGACCGCGAGUCGCAAUUUCCUCCAGCACGAUGGGCAACUGCCUGAAGCGCGCCACCACCGACGACAUCUCGUUGCUGCGAGGCAGCGACAGCGUGCGUGAGACCUCCUCCGACCAGCUGGGACCAUCUCCCUACCAGGAAACGCUGCCCAUACAGGCCGCUUCGCCGGUGUACCAUCCAUCGCCAAGUGUAACGCGUUCCGUGGGUCAGCUCACCGAGGAGGAGCAGGUGAAGAUAGCCAAACGCAUUGGGCUCAUUCAACACUUGCCCACCGGCACUUAUGAUGGCUGCAAGAAGGCACGCGAGUGCGUCAUCUGCAUGGUGGAGUUCCUCGUCGGCGACCAGGUGCGCUACCUGCCGUGCAUGCACACCUACCACAUGAAGUGCAUCGACGACUGGCUGAUGCGCAGCCUCACGUGCCCCAGCUGCAUGGAGCCGGUGGACGCCGCUCUGCUCACCAGCUACGAGACCAACUGAGCGCGCGCCCCCCACGAAUACAAUACACAAUACACACAUACACAACCUAACCAACCACCACCACGGCCAGUGCCUUGCAACUGCUAGUGAAACUCUGUGAUCUGAAAAAACAAACUCUUGUCUGUCUAUGUCCGAAUGUAUAACUCUCGAUCAAUUAACCCCCACUUCCUGCGGGCGCGAAUGUGCACUCACUCACUCACUCACACACACGUUAGGUGGUUGUAGCUGGUGUGGAUCUUGGAUGAUCUUACUUAUUGGGAAACUGGAAAGGAUAGUCGAGUGGCUGUGAAUCUGCCUCUGGGGGAUGUCGGCGGUUGCAAAGCAAAACCACCGACGCCCGCCGGAGGCCGGAUGGAUUUGUAUAGUUCAUACUUUGAAGAAAAACAACCCUAGUUAGAUAUCUGUUUUAUAUUAUUCAUACACAUAGCUCUUAAAAGUCUAAAACACUUUAAAUUAAAAAAAAAAAACGCAAACGGCUGGGGACACAUGGUGUGUGUUUCCAGCCUUAGAAUGAAUGCGGAAUGAGGUGAGGCGUUGCGAAACAAUACCGACGACUCAUUGUUUACACUUACAUCGGCCCGAAUAUUUUCAAACAGCUUUACACACUGCGCGCUGUUAAUUGUUUGCUGCUUUUUUUUUUGUUGCGCUCUUCGAAACGCCUCACCUUGAGCGAGUCUAGGAUUGCUGGUAUGCAUGUGGUAAGCUGGAAACCUCUUCGUACACCCUGUGCUAGUAGAUCGGCUAGAACUAGGAAAGGAAAACAGGUCACAUUUUACAAUAAUAACAAAAAAGAUAAAACCGGUUGCGUACGUCCAUCGUCCAUUAAAUCGCGAAUUAAUUUUAAGCGUACACGCAAAUACAUAACAGACACUAGAUACGUGCUGAGAAAUAUUUUAAAUUGAGGUGGUGUUUAGACAACACUCUGUAUAAUCAAUCGUAGCCAAAGAUUGUGAUUUUGGCGAGGUGCAUCACACGAAUAUUUAGAUGAUUUAAACAAAAACACAUACAAAACAAAAAAAAAAUGAAACUGGAAUAUGCCUACAUUAUAUCUACUAAAGUAACAUACUGAUAAUACUUGAUAAGAUGUGUGUAUGGAGUAACGCUUGUUUUACAUAAUGGGACAUACGUGUUUUUGUACUACGAAGUAAACUAUAGCUGUAAGUGCAUAUUAUUAGCCAAGUUUGUUUAUUAGAUUGUGAGAGGACGUAAGGGAGCUAUCUGCGAAGGAAAGGAAAUUAUGGCCGUGAACAAAAUUAUCUGUAAGCCGCAAGGCGAACGCGAGAUUGUAUUAAUUUAAUAUAUAUAUACUGGAGUAACGAUCUGGGAAGGGAAGGAAUCGACGGCGAGAAGAAAGGUUAUGCGAAACGUGUUAGUCAUCAAUAAUAAUAACUAUAUUAUAAAGGUAUAUCUAUAUAUUUGUUCGUUUCAAUAUGUUAAGACAUUAUUACAUACAAUAAAGUGGACACACUGUA